Messenger RNA from Nerophis lumbriciformis (worm pipefish), 8022 nucleotides. The record is from RefSeq and is a predicted model, not a curated record. Lineage: Eukaryota; Metazoa; Chordata; Actinopteri; Syngnathiformes; Syngnathidae.
AUGUCGGACUCAGCGUCCAGUUUCCUGCACAUCGGGGAUCUGGUGUCUCUGUACGCCGAGGGCACCGUCAAUGGCUUCAUCAGCACCCUGGGGUUGGUAGAUGAUCGCUGUGUGGUGGAACCAGCUGCUGGAGAUCUGGAGAACCCUCCCAAGAAGUUCAGAGACUGUCUCUUCAAGGUUUGCCCAAUGAGUCGCUACUCUGCCCAGAAGCAGUUCUGGAAAGCCAAACAGGCCAAACAUGAGAAAGACAAGAUUGGUGACGUGGUUCUGCUGCAAAAACUUCAGCAUGCAUCCAAUUUGGAACAGAAGCAGAAUGAGACUGAGAACAAGAAGGUUCAUGGAGAUGUGGUCAAGUAUGGAACUGUCAUACAGCUUCUGCAUAUGAAGAGCAACAAGUUUCUGACAGUAAACAAGCGUCUGCCGGCGCUUCUAGAGAAGAAUGCCAUGCGCGUCACGCUGGACGGGACCGGCAAUGAAGGCUCCUGGCUUUUCAUACAGCCUUUCUGGAAACUGCGCGCCAAUGGAGACAAUGUGGUGGUGGGAGACAAAGUGAUCUUGAACCCGGUCAAUGCCGGCCAGCCGCUUCACGCAUCCAACUACGAGCUGAGCGACCACCCGGGCUGUAAAGAGGUAAACUCUGUCAACUGCAACACCAGCUGGAAGAUCAACUUGUUCAUGAUGUUCAGUGACCACCGGGAUGAAGUACUGAAAGGCGGCGAUGUCGUGCGUUUGUUUCAUGCUGAGCAGGAAAAGUUUCUGACGUGCGAUGAGUACAAGAGCAAAAUUCACGUUUUCCUGCGCACAACCUUGAGACAGUCGGCCACAUCCGCGACCAGCUCCAAUGCACUGUGGGAAGUUGAGGUUGUCCAUCAUGACCCGUGUCGUGGAGGGGCGGGACACUGGAACAGCUUAUACCGCUUCAAACAUCUUGCCACUGGAAACUACCUGGCAGCAGAGGAGAAUCCUGGUUACCGAGGUGAUAGUGCAGAGAUGUCUUCCAUGACAGAAGGCAAUCGCGGCAGCAAGCGCUCACACGGCGAGAGGAUCAAGUACAAGCUGGUGGCCAUGACACAUGGCAAUGACAUUGCUUCGCUCUUUGAACUGGACCCAACCACGCUACAGAAGACCGACUCCUUUGUACCGCGGAACUCGUAUGUUCGCCUGAGGCACCUGUGCACCAACACUUGGAUCCAGAGCACCAACGUCCCUAUCGAUGUUGAUGAGGAGAGACCCAUCAGACUCAUGUUAGGAACAUGUCCCACUAAAGAGGACAAGGAAGCUUUCGCUAUCGUUUCGGUUCCCGUGAUGGAGAUUCGGGAUCUAGACUUUGCCAACGACGCCAGCGCCAUGUUGAGCACAGUAGUGGACCAGUUCAGUCAGGGUUUUAUCAGCCAGAACGACCGCCGCUUUGCCAUCAAACUGCUAGAGGACGUGGUCUUCUUCGUGGCAGACACCAUUAAUAGCGGCCAGCCAGUGUUGGAUGUCACUAUGACCACAGUUAACCGUGAGAGGCAGAAGCUGAUGAGGGAGCAAAACAUUCUUAAGCAGAUCUUUGGCAUUCUCAAGGUCCCUUUCAAAGACCGCAAGGGAGAGGGGCCUCUGCUCCGUCUGGAGGAGCUAGCUGACCAGAAGAACUCCCCCUACCAGUACAUGUUCCGACUCUGCUACCGCGUACUUAGACAUUCUCAGGAGGACUACCGUAAGAAUCAGGAGCACAUCGCCAAGCAGUUUGGCCUAAUGCAGAGCCAGAUUGGUUAUGACAUUCUUGCGGAGGACACCAUUACCGCAUUACUGCACAACAACCGCAAGCUGCUUGAAAAGCACAUCACUAAAACCGAGGUGGAGACCUUCGUCAGCCUAGUCCGCAAGAACCGUGAGCCCCGGUUUCUGGACUACCUAUCAGACUUGUGCGUUUCCAACAACGUUGCCAUCCCUGUCACUCAGGAACUCAUUUGCAAGUGUGUGCUAGAGCCCAAAAACCAGGACAUUCUUAUCAAGACCGAGCGUAGGAUGCCCAAAGAAGUAGCGCCUAGUGAAAUCCCCACGCAGUAUAUGGGAAUGGACGACUACGUAGAUGAAGACGAGGUGUGGCUGGUAUGGUCUGACAAGACCAAUGAGAAGCAGGAAAAGAGCAUAAGACAGCUCGCUCAGGAGGCUCGACAAGGCAAUGCCCAUGACGAGAAUGUUCUUACCUAUUACAGGUACCAGCUGAAGCUUUUUGCAAGGAUGUGUUUGGAUCGUCAAUACCUGGCCAUCGACGAGAUCUCAAAGCAACUAGAUGUGGAGCUCAUCUUCCUGUGCAUGAUGGACGAGACGUUGCCCUUCGACCUGAGGGCGUCGUUCUGUCGCCUCAUGCUGCACGCCCACGUUGACCGAGACCCACAGGAACUAGUAACGCCUGUCAAGUUUGCUCGACUUUGGACUGAGAUCCCCACCUCCAUCACUAUCAAGGACUAUGACUCCAACAUGGAUGACAGCAGAGACAACAAGAAGAACCGCUUUGCCAACACCAUGGCCUUCAUGGAGGAGUAUCUCAAUAAUGUACUGAACGAGGAGCUGCCCUUUCACAAUAAGGAAAAGAACAAGCUGACCUAUGAGGUGGUGAGCUUAGCCCGACAUCUCAUCUACUUCGGCUUCUACAGCUUCUUUGAGCUGCUGCGCCUGACCAGAACGCUGCUAGGCAUCAUCGACUGCGGGCCUAACCCUUCGCAAGGUGCCGCGGUAUUCCAUGACGACGGAUCAGGGAAGAAUGUGAAACGCUCCAUCCAUGGCAUGGGCCAGAUGAUGACAACCAUGGUUCUCAGUAGGAAGCAGUCCUUAUUUGGUGGGCCGGGGGCCCGGGGGUCGGCACUUGAUGGACAGCGAGAGGCGAAAGACAGCAUUGACAAGAUGGACCUGACCGUCAUGGACACAAAGCUGAAGAUUUUGGAAAUCCUGCAGUUCAUCUUGAAUGUACGUCUGGACUAUCGUCUAUCCUUCCUGCUGUCCGUCUUCAAGAAGGAGUUUGUGGAUGUCUACCCGUUGGCCAAUGCAGAAUCCACCACCAGUAUGGAGCAUGCAGCCUCCAUCAAUUUACAGCACAUUGGAGAGCAGGCCGAAGCCAUGUUUGGAGUCGGGAAAGGGAACAGCAUUCUAGAGGUGGACGACGAAGGCGGCCGUAUGUUCCUGCGUGUCCUUAUCCACCUCACUAUGCACGAGUAUGCGCCGCUGGUCUCAGGAGCGCUGCAGCUGCUCUUCAGACACUUCAGCCAGAGGCAGGAAGUGCUGCACACCUUCAAGCAGGUCCAGCUACUCAUCUCGUCUCAGGAUGUGGAGAACUAUAAACUGAUCAAAUCGGACCUGGACCGUCUGAGGACAUUAGUAGAAAAGUCUGAGCUAUGGGUGGAAAAGAAAACCUCUGGAGGUGGAGAUGGCAAGAAGGACAAGAAAGAGAAGAAAGAGAAAGUGGAGGGCGCAGUGGAGGACAGCGCCCCCAAGAAGGAGAAAGGGGACAAGAACAACCAGAACUAUCAGAACGUCAAAGAGAUCUUGGAAAGGCUGAACAAGAUGUGCAGCAGUGGUGUGUGGAAGAAGCAGCAGAGGUUGCUAAAAAACAUGGGUGCUCAUAAAGUCAUGCUGGACUUGCUGCAAGUUUCCUACGACAAGAAUGACGUGAAGAUGCAAGAGAUAAUUAGACACACACACCUGUUCCUGCAGAAGUUUUGCACAGGCAACCAGGAGAACCAGGUUCUGCUGCACAAGAACCUCAGUUUGUUCCUCAAUCCAGGUCUGCUAGAGGCAGAGACUGUCCAACACAUCUUUAGCAACAACUACCAGCUAUGCACAGAGAUCUCUGAAAGUGUCCUGCAGCACUUCAUCCACUGUUUGGCCACGCAUGGACGUCACAUCCACUACCUCAACUUUCUACACACUAUCAUCAAGGCUGAGGGCAAGUACGUCAAGAAGUGCCAGGACAUGAUCAUGACCGAGUUGACCAAUGCCGGCGAGGAUGUAGUUGUCUUCUACAACGACAAGGAGUCCUUCAAUGUGAUGCUGGAGCUGAUGACUGAAAGCAGAGAGGGCAUUGGUGAAAACAGUCCGCUCAGGUACCACAUCUCAUUGGUGGAACUACUGGCGGCAUGCGCUGAGGGUAAGAACGUCUACACAGAGAUCAAGUGCACGUCAUUGCUGCCGCUGGAAGACGUCAUCCGUGUGGUUACGCACGAGGACUGCAUCACUGAGGUGAAAAUCGCCUACGUCAACUUUGUCAAUCACUGCUAUGUAGACACAGAAGUGGAGAUGAAGGAGAUCUACACAUCUAACCACAUUUGGAAGCUUUUUGAGGACUUUACAGUUGACAUGGCCCGAGUUUGCAACAAGCGGGACAAGCGUCUUUCUGAUCCUGUCUUGGAGAAGUACAUGGUCAAUGUGGUCUUUGACACGAUAAACGCCUUCUUUAGCUCACCCUUCUCCGAGAACAGCACCUCGCUGCAGAGUCAUCACACCAUCGUCACGCAGCUGCUGCAGUCAUCUGUGCGACUGCUGGACUGUCCCUGGUUGCAGCAGCAGCACCGAAGCCAAGUGGAGACCUGCAUCAAGACCCUUGCAGUGACAGCCAAGACUCGCUCCAUUGCGCUUCCUCUGGAUCUAGAGGCUCAGAUCAGUGCCAUGUUGUCCACCAGCGCUCUUAACUCGCUAUCACGGUCAAGCACCAGCUACAAAUCAUCAUCGCGCUCAAUACGUCCAGUCCAACCCCUCAACCCCUGGGACUAUAAGAAUAUCAUUGAGAAACUGCAGGACGUCAUCAAUACGUUGGAGGAGCGCCUCAAACCGCUUGUCAACGCUGAGCUGUCUGUCUUGGUUGAUGUUCUCCACCAGCCAGAGCUUCUCUUUCUGGAGGGAACAGACGCACGCCAGCGUUGCGAGUCUGGUGGAUUCAUCUCCAAGCUGAUCCAGCACACAAAGGCUCUGAUGUCCACCGAGGAGAAGUUGUGCAUCAAAGUUCUGAGAACACUGCAGGAAAUGUUGAUCAGAACACUGGACUUUGAAGAAAAGGGAAUUUUACUGCGGAAGGUUUUGCUGCAAAACUACUUGUUUCCAAACAAGAAAAACAACCCAAAGAAUGAACUGGCAGAACUCGGGGCGGCAGGCGGUGAGCAAGAGCGCGAUUGGGCGUCGGUGGCGUCGGUCCAGUGUCGUCUGGACCGAGAAGGCGGCAGCCAACUUUUCAUAGACCUGGUGAUGAGCACCAAGAAUGACAAGAUCUUCCAAGAGAGUAUCCAAUUGGCCAUCAGUCUGCUGGAAGGGGGAAACACAGAGAUACAGAACUCCUUCUACAAGCUGAUGAUGGGGGACAAUAACUCCGAGAAGUUCUUUAAAGUUCUUCACGACAGGAUGAAAGAGGCACAAAUGGACAUCAAAGCAACAGUUUCAGUUAAUGUUGGAGAGAUGACACACAAAGCCAAUGAGAAGGAGCUGGAUAAUGGGUCAUCUUCAACACUUGGACUUUCUACCACCGACGGAAAUUCUCUCUUGGGGCAGAGCCAAGGUGGUGCCUCUUCCUCCCCACAGGCUCAGUCAGCAGAGGAGCAAAAGGAGCUGGAGACAGAGAUGGGCCCAGCCGUCCUCAUUAUGAAGCCCAUCCUGAGGUUCCUGCAGCUUCUCUGUGAGAACCACAACCAGGAUCUCCAAAACUUUCUGCGGUGCCAGAACAACAAGACCAACUACAACUUAGUGUGUGAGACAUUGCAGUUCUUGGACAUCAUGUGUGGAAGCACCACAGGCGGCCUGGGCUUGCUUGGCCUCUACAUCAAUGAGUCAAACGUUGACCUCAUUACGCAGACCCUGGAGACACUCACAGAGUACUGUCAAGGCCCUUGUCAGGAGAACCAGACCUGCAUCGUGACCCAUGAAUGCAACGGCAUCGACAUCAUCACGGCGCUCAUCCUCAACGACAUCAGCCCACUCUGUCGAUACAGGAUGGAGAUGGUGCUGCAGCUCAAGGACAAUGCCUCCAAGCUGUUGCUUGCGCUCAUGGAAAGUCGCCAUGACAGUGAGAACGCAGAGAGGAUAUUGUUCAACCUCCGCCCCCGAGAACUGGUGGACGUGAUUAAGAAGGCCUACCAUCAGGAGAGUGAGUGCGAGGGUGGGGAGGUGUCACCACGAGAGGUUGGGCACAACAUCUACAUACUGGCACUGCAGCUGGCCAGGCACAACAAGGUGUUGCAGAACAUUCUUAAGCCUCCAAAGAAAAGCAAGGAGGGCGAAGAAGGCAUCUCCUCCAUGUUAAACUUGAACAAUCGUCCACUGUCGCAAAUGUUAAAGUCUUCAAUACCGACGGCUGUUGUGGAACAAGACCCACUGGAGUACUAUGACCAGCUCACUGCUCAAAUUGAGAUCGUGCGUGACGAUCGUAGCAUGGAGCAGAUUGUGUUUCCCGUGCAUCCCAUCUGUGAGUUCCUGACAGAGGAGUCCAAGUUGCGUGUGUUCAACACAACGGAGCAAGAUGAGCAGGGCUCCAAGGUGACGCACUUCUUUGAACAGACAUCCUUCCUGCACGGAGAGAUGGAAUGGCAAAAGAAGCUGCGGAGUAUGCCAGUGCUGUACUGGUUCUCUGGGAAGAUGACGUUGUGGGGGACCAUCUCCUUCAACCUAGCUGUCUUCAUCAACCUCAUCAUUGCCUUUUUCUACCCAUAUGACUCAGGAGAAGCGGGAGCCAUCGAUGACUCUCUGCUGCUGAUGUUGUUUUGGGUUCUGAUCGGGCUCUCCGUGCUGGCCUUGCUCUCCCAGCGCUAUGGCCUCCAGCCACUGACUUUGGCGCUCAUCCUGAGGUCCAUUUAUCACCUGGGUAUUGGAAACACACUGAUUCUUCUGGGCGCAUUGAAUCUGAUCAACAAGGUAGUGUUUGUAGUGAGCUUUGUAGGCAACAAUGGGACGUUCAUCAUGGGCUACAAGGCCAUGGUAAUGGACGUAGAGUUCCUGUAUCAUCUGGCGUAUGUGCUCACUUCCACACUGGGCCUCUUUGUGCAUGAACUUUUCUACAGCAUCCUGCUCUUUGACCUGAUUUACCGUGAGGAGACCUUGUUCAACGUGAUCAAAAGCGUGACACGCAACGGACGCUCCAUUUUGCUGACUGCCCUGCUCGCUCUCAUCCUUGUCUAUCUUUUCUCCAUUGUGGGCUUCCUGUGCCUCAAGGAAGACUUCAUCAUGGAGGUCGACCCACUGCCACAGAUUGCCCCAUCUCCUCAGCAAAGCGAGUCAUGUUCUGCAGAUGGCAUCCACUGUGUGGGGGAGAAUGAUGCUGCAGCUGAGAGCGAGGAUGAUGACGAAUCGAACAGCGAGCGCGCUUGCGACACUCUGCUGAUGUGCAUCGUCACUGUGUUGAAUCAUGGCCUGAGAAAUGGCGGUGGCGUGGGAGAUGUCCUUCGCCAGCCUUCCAAGAACGAGCCACUAUUCCCUGCCCGCGUGGUCUAUGACUUGCUCUUCUACUUUAUUGUGAUCAUCAUUGUCCUCAACCUUAUCUUCGGUGUCAUCAUUGACACUUUUGCUGACCUGAGGAGCGAGAAGCAGAAGAAGGAGGAGAUCCUUAAAACCACGUGCUUCAUAUGCUGUCUGGAGCGUGACAAGUUUGACAACAAGACAGUUUCAUUCGAGGAGCACAUUAAGUUUGAGCACAACAUCUGGAAUUACUUAUACUUUAUUGUUCUGGUGCGUGAGAAGAACAAGACAGACUACACAGGACCUGAGAGCUAUGUGGCCCUGAUGAUCAAGAACAACAACCUGGACUGGUUCCCCCGCAUGCAGGCCAUGUCGCUGGUUGUCACUGACAGCGAUGGCGAGCAAAACGAGAUGAGGAUGUUGCAGGACAAGCUUGGUUCCACCAUGAAAGUGGUGUUGACGCUCACCACACAGCUUACAGAGCUCAGAGAGCAGAUGACGGAGCAGAGGAAGAGGAGGCAAAGGAUGGGUUUUGUGGACGUCCAGCAGGGCAGCAAUGCUUCGCUUCCUCCCAGCGCCGCCGGAGGGAACCACCAACAGAUGUGA